AUAAAGAGCAACAAUGGCGGCGUGUCCACAUUAAAAUUUGUGAAAAUUCUCUAAAAUUUAUGAUAAAACUGUUGUCACAAGUAAUUUAAGCCUGCACAGUGUAAUGUUAAUCCUUAAAAAUGUCGGGGGAGAGUUGGAAACUUGAGCAGGAUUUGUGUCGCUGCUGCCACAGCGAGGGCGCGCAUAAAAACUUGUCCGAGGCUUGUAUUGACGGGGAAGACGAAAUUUUAUCAGACAUGUUACACGAUACGCUAGAUAUUACUAUAAACCCGGUCACGGGCCCUCUCGGCCUGGUCACGUACACGAUAUGCGAGCCGUGCAUGAUGCGGUUGCAGGACGCAUGGAGCUUCAAGCAGCAAGUGGUGGACUGCGAACGACGCUUCCACGAAUUAUACAGUAGAAACGCUUUGAAAAUGGAUCCGGACAAUGUCAUCGUAGUAGAUGUGAAGCAGGAAGUCGAUUUGCCUAUUGUUGUCAAGACCAGUCCAAACGAAGGUGUAAAAGAAGAAAGGCUACACAGUGACGAUGAAGAUUUCCUACCAGUUGACGACGUCCAAUCCGACCUAUCUGACCAAGAACAGACCAAAAAGAAGCGCAAGCCCCGCGGCCGGCCCAAAGCCCCGCCCAAGAUCAAAAGAACGCCCCGCCACGCCCAGAACAAGACGCAGAAGGUGGACGACUCGACGGCGGACGACGGGAAGGAGAAGAAAGAUGCGCCAACGAACUCCUCAUUGCUUGGUUCAACUGUCUGCCUGAGCAACAGUAAGAUAUGUAAGUCAUACACCUGCAUCGAAUGCGGCAAAAAAGAGGACAAGCCGGGCAAAGUGAAAGAUCACAUAUACAAAAGCCACUUAGAAAACGCUACGACUACGACUUGCUUUUGUAAGAAAAAGUUUGGAAACCAGACCCGACUGGACUACCAUAUCAAGAAUGUGCACACGCUGUUUGAAUGCAACGUAUGUGCUAAAGGUUUUAUGAAGAAAAAGCUGCAGCGUCAUAAGGCUGAAGUUCACGGCCUGCCUAAGAAGUUGCCCACUUGUGGUGUUUGCGGGUAUAAGUGUAUGACAGAACACUUGUUAGUGGAGCAUCAAAGGCGCGUGCACUUGAAAGAGAAAAACGUCCAGUGCCCCCAAUGCGGGGAAAUGUUUUUCGACAACGGAUACUUGAAGUUACAUCAGGUGAAACACAAUCCAGUGAUGAAGUUUAAAUGUAGAUUCUGCAAUAAGACAUACCCGCGUAAUCAUACCCUGAGUAGGCAUGAGAAGAUUCACACUAAGGAUAUGAGGAAAAAGUGUGAGGUUUGCGGGCAGAUGUUUGUUCAGAAAGCCAGUCUGAGUUACCAUAUGAAAAAGUAUCAUCCGGAAAAAGUUUAAUAGGCUAGAUUCCUAAAAAAAAACUUUUAAUGCGCUAUUAUAAAAAAUAUUGGACACGUGUAUUUUUAUUUGUCAAUCAAACAUGUAAUUACGAAAUUAUGAUGCGUUGAAGUUCCGUGUGACGUCACAGAGUGCUACUCUUAAGCACGCUUUGACUUCACGGGCAUCUUCUUUUGUACUCGCACUUUAUCUCUUUAAAUUUUCAUUAGUUUGAAAAAGUGUACGUGUCGAGUAUUUUUUGAUAAAUUAACUGACGGAGUGAUUCAAACUAUUGCUUUUUUACCUAAGAAACAUUCCUAUCAUGAUCAUCCGGGUUAAGGUGCGCGCCGUGAUAAAAUCUUUUCGGUGAUUUCAGACGACAAACAUAUGUACUUAUCACGUAAAAUAGAUAAAGCUUAUCGCGACGCGCGUCCUAGGCCUACAGUGGGCUGAGUGUGAGUUUACAUCAAAAGUCCUCACUAGUGAGGUGAGCGCGUUAAAAAAAUGUAUGAAAAUUUUAGUUCUUCAAAGUUUCCACUAAGGGCGCUGUACAAUCAGUCAUACUUUUAAUGCCAUUUUUUUACGUUCUCACGCCGCCGCUCACUAGUGACGACGUUUGAAGUAAACUCACACUAAGCCUCAUGUAGUGGAGACUACAUGACUCAGGUCAUGUAGUCUCCACUACAUGAGCCCUAUCUUAUUUACCAAAGGUAAAUGGAGGAAUUUGAUUACACUCCUCAAGCUCUGGCCAUACGAGUUGGAGACACUUAAUGUACGCAUUAUUUGUUGCAUUUUUGUUAUAU
Messenger RNA from Ostrinia nubilalis (European corn borer), 2155 nucleotides. Its product is annotated as zinc finger protein 569-like. The record is from RefSeq and is a predicted model, not a curated record. Gene Ontology annotation, biological process: regulation of transcription by RNA polymerase II. Bases 120 to 1373 code for a protein of 417 amino acids. NCBI's taxonomy places the organism in Eukaryota, Metazoa, Arthropoda, Insecta, Lepidoptera, Crambidae. The transcript is spliced from 6 exons. Gene Ontology annotation, molecular function: zinc ion binding; RNA polymerase II cis-regulatory region sequence-specific DNA binding; DNA-binding transcription repressor activity, RNA polymerase II-specific. Gene Ontology annotation, cellular component: nucleus; nucleoplasm.